Molecule: messenger RNA, 1140 nt
Organism: Striga hermonthica
Lineage: Eukaryota; Viridiplantae; Streptophyta; Magnoliopsida; Lamiales; Orobanchaceae
Source: the annotation of a GenBank genome assembly
AUGGAGACAUUCCUGUUCACUUCAGAGUCUGUGAAUGAGGGGCACCCGGACAAGCUGUGCGACCAGAUCUCGGACGCAGUCCUGGACGCCUGCCUGGAGCAGGACCCGGACAGCAAGGUGGCAUGCGAAACAUGCACCAAGACAAACAUGGUGAUGGUCUUUGGGGAGAUCACAACCAAGGCCCAAGUGGACUACGAGUCCAUCGUGCGCUCCACAUGUCGCCAGAUUGGCUUCACGUCCGAUGAUGUGGGCCUCGAUGCCGACAAGUGCAAGGUACUUGUCUACAUCGAGCAGCAGAGCCCCGACAUUGCACAGGGUGUCCACGGCCAUCUCACCAAGCGUCCUGAGGAGAUUGGUGCCGGUGACCAAGGCCACAUGUUUGGCUAUGCCACGGAUGAGACCCCUGAGCUUAUGCCCCUCAGCCACGUGCUUGCCACCAAGCUUGGGGCCCGCCUGACUGAGGUCCGCAAGAAUGGCACCUGCCCUUGGCUUAGGCCCGAUGGCAAGACCCAGGUCACGGUUGAGUACCUGAACGAGGGUGGGGCCAUGCUCCCCGUCCGUGUCCACACCGUUCUGAUCUCGACCCAGCACGACGAGACGGUUACCAAUGACGAGAUCGCACGGGACCUCAAGGAACAUGUCAUCAAGCCCGUUAUCCCCGACAAGUACCUCGACGAGAAGACCAUUUUCCACCUCAACCCGUCAGGCCGGUUCGUGAUUGGUGGGCCCCACGGUGACGCAGGCCUCACGGGCCGCAAGAUCAUCAUCGACACGUACGGCGGGUGGGGGGCCCACGGCGGGGGCGCAUUCUCGGGCAAGGACCCGACCAAGAGCGUCGUGGCGGCCGGGCUCGCGCGCCGCUGCAUCGUGCAGGUGUCGUACGCCAUUGGGGUGCCAGAGCCGCUGUCUGUGUUUGUGGACACGUACGGGACCGGGAAGAUACCAGACAAGGAGAUUCUCGAGAUUGUGAAGGAGAAUUUCGACUUCCGUCCCGGGAUGAUCUCGAUCAACCUUGACCUCAAGAGGGGCGGCAAUGGGAGGUUCCUCAAGACAGCAGCGUACGGCCACUUUGGGAGGGAAGACCCGGAUUUCACUUGGGAGGUCGUGAAGCCGCUGAAAUGGGAGAAGCCCCAGAACUAG